UAUUGUGAAAGAAAGAGAAAUUGGUAAAUUGCCCUAAAACCCUCCUUUCUUCCAUGCGAGGUUCUUGAUCUUGCUCCUUAUGAUCUUCCGUUGUUGAUUUAAAAAAUAAUGGUAAUAGUGCGAAACCCCAUGAAAUGAAUAAUGAAUGAUGCAUUUCUGUUGCUGGAACCUUCUCCACUCUUCUCCUUUAUUCCCAGCAGCAGAAAAUAUUGCUGGCUACUCUGCCCUUCAAAUCGCGCUCCGCUCAACCCCACCCCACCGAAGCAGCAAUGGCUGUAGAAGCUGCAGAUGCUGCUACCCCGGAAUUGGCUCUUGCCGACACUGAGAUCAACUGGGAUAGGUUGGAUAAAACGAGGUUUCAUGUCAUUGGAGCUAUUCUAUUUACUGCACAGUCAGCUUUAAUACACCCUACAGCAGUUGUGAAGACGAGAAUGCAAGUAGCUGGAUCUAGCUUAUCUCAGAUGACUGGAUUAUCUGUUUUCAGACACAUUAUUAGGAGGGAUGGUAUUCCUGGUAUUUUUAGAGGCUUUGGCACAUCGGCCAUUGGAUCGCUGCCUGGUCGAGUCCUGGCUUUAACUUCACUUGAAGUUUCAAAGGAUAUGACGCUGAAAUAUACUGAAGGCUUGAAUGUCCCGGAAGCAACACGAAUUGGUAUUGCAAAUGGAGUCGCAGGAAUGGUUUCAAACCUAGUUUCCUGUGUAUAUUUUGUUCCAUUGGAUGUGAUCUGCCAGAGGUUGAUGGUUCAAGGGCUUCCAGGGACCAAAUCUUGCAAUGGUCCAUUUGAUGUUGUAAGCAAGGUGAUAAAAGCUGAAGGAUUUCGUGGCAUGUAUAGAGGUUUUGGACUAACAGCUAUAACACAGUCACCCGCAUCAGCACUUUGGUGGGGUGCCUAUGGUGCCGCCCAACACAUCAUUUGGAGGUUAUUGAUGAUUAUGGUGUAGGAAGACCUUCUGUACUGAAGACUGCAAAGACUCUUCUUAAAGAGGAUGGAUGGAGAGGUUUCUACCGAGGAUUUGGACCUCGGUUUCUAAAUAUGUCUUUCUAUGGAACUACAAUGAUUGUGACUUAUGAACUAAUAAAGAGACUGUCCGUAAAGCAAGCAUGAUAAGCCAGAGUUGUUGUAGGAAGCCCUCCACUCUGCACAUUAGUGAAAAGGAGUAGAAAAGUCAGUUUUUCCCACACGGUAGAGAGUGGAGGCCUGAGGAUGGCACACUAUCGGCACCACCAUGGAACUUGGCUCGUAGGAUAGAAUUAUAUUAGAUGGGGGUUGAUUCUUUCCUAGUUAUUCUUUGAUAACCUUGGACGGGGACUUUGUUCUAUGGAGGAUCAUUGAAGAAAAGGGGUUGUUUUAGAUUGUAGCGUAAGAAUCAUGACGUAGCUGCUUGGAAGCCCCGUAAUUGGAUGGCUCUAAUUUUUGUAUAUCAUAUCCCAUUACUGAUAUAGUGGAACUGGAGUGUUUUCCUCAUUGCUACGUGACAAUUCAUUGAUAAUUUUGUUCGUAUGUGAACUCUAUCUCUCUCUCUCUCUCUCUCACACACACACACACACUCUGUGUAUCAUCUAUGCAGCGCAAAGCAUAGCUGAUGGAAAACAGAAAUUUUGUCCGAGUGAUGUAUAAAAAAGUUGACCCAAAAUAAAGCAACUCCACUCAUCACUCAAAAUUUUUAGUUGUGGGUGGACCAAACUAGCUGUGAUAAACUUUUUCUCUCUCUACAAUUAUCUUCCCCGGCCAAAGGAGAUUUUGCCCUUCGCCCCACCGUGUCUUCGUCGCCGGCGACCCUGCUCUCACCAAUCCACCCUCUCAGCCUGACGAUCAUUUCUCCCUAUUUCUCUUUCUCUCCUCCUCUCCAUGUGCCCCCCUCCCUCUUCCUGAUCUCUUCAAUCCUCCUUCCCCCCCUCCACAGCUUCCACCCUCCUUCCGGCGCCGGUGAUUUCUGACUUAUAUGACCUGGUUUCAUGGCCGACCCUCACCCUACUGAAUCCCAGACACCAACCCACCGCCACCUCCCAAAACACCUGUUGCUCUUCCAACAAAAAAAUCAUAUGUGAACAUUGUGCAACUCAUCCAAUGCACACUUCGACCCGAGUAGAGUUGCAAAGAAAUCUUUCCAAAAUAGUGAAAUCAAAACAUGGGCACUGCUACCUCAUUUCGAGGCGAACCUGGCAUAAGGUUCUCUAAAGAAGAGACUGAUUUGCUGGUAGAGAGACUUAAAUUUGCACUCAUUGAUUAUGGCUUAGGUGAAUAGCUCUUUGAUAAUUAUCCUAUGAGGUCAAGUUUACUGACGAGGAAUAGCAAGGAUUUUCGAUGUUAUCGGGGUUUACCCAUCGUUUACUUGCGAAAGCCGUAGCCCGGUAUACAAGCGCUAGGCCCGGUACUGCGCUGGAUAAAACGCUGGAUAUUGAUCCGGGCUACGGGGGUUGGAUUAGAAUCCCGUCGAGUUAUCCCACAUUCCUGCACCUUCAGAAAUUAUCUUUAUAUCCUCAAAAUUACACCGGAAAUGAUGAAAUUGCCCACUCUCGCCUACCGACUUCAAAACUCUAUCAGUUUUCAUUUCCCACCAACGACGUGUACCUCAUUUUGAAACUUUCCUCUGGAAGAGUGCUUCUGCAACCACACGAAGUCUGUAAUCCCGUCCGUUGACUUAAUCUGGAACGGAGUUGCGAAGUUGUUCCCUCCACGAUCUAUCCUACUCUGUGCAUAUCUCUACGGUUCUCUUGCGGUUACUACCGGAUCUCACGUGGGACUUUGACAGAUCCAAUUGGCAUACCCUGUUUUCAUUUAUUUACCUUCUUACCCAAAGUUUCGGAGGUGGAUGCUUAAUUUUUUCCUUCCUUACGAUGAGGUCAUUCGAAAGAGUUACAUUGGGUUUAAUAAUUGUACAACAAAUCAUCGACGAGCUCGGACAAUUCUCUUACGUUACCAAAUACCUUGCUGCUCGAACCCCCAGUCGACGUCUACGUCGGGCCAGAACCUACGUCAUGAGUACUAGGAUCCCGGAUCAGAUUCACCAUCUUUAUAGGCUGGUUUCCAUUUCUGAUGAGUCAUAUCUGCACAAUCUCCGCAUGGACCGCAAUGCUUUCGGACGCCUGUGCUACAUGCUUCAGUACUCAGGUGGUAUGACCCCGACCAAAAAUCUCAAUGUAGCAGGUAGCGAUUUUCCUUAGCAUUGUGUCCCAUUACAAAAAGAAUAGUGUGGUCAAGCAUGAUUACACAUUAAAGUGAUGUGUCACGUUGAGUGAUCCAUCACUCACCUCGCAUAGAAGACCUGCUAAGGCUGCAUCCGCUUGUGUUCACGCAAAGUCUAUUGCAACAUAACUCAUUUGGCGUGUUGUAUAUAAGCCAAAUGAGUACCUGACAUGCGCGCAGCCUUAAUGUUAAGGCUGCCCACACCUGGUUUCGGCAUUAGUGAAAGCACGUAAAGGGUAACAAAGAAGUCACCCAUUCGAUGUUUCCGUUUAAGUUUUUUUGUUUUGUACUCCUAAAAAAAAAAA
Messenger RNA from Sesamum indicum (sesame), 3492 nucleotides. Lineage: Eukaryota; Viridiplantae; Streptophyta; Magnoliopsida; Lamiales; Pedaliaceae. The record is from RefSeq and is a predicted model, not a curated record.